This is a messenger RNA of Chrysochloris asiatica (Cape golden mole), 1899 nucleotides long. RefSeq names its product NUAK family, SNF1-like kinase, 2 (gene NUAK2). The record is from RefSeq and is a predicted model, not a curated record. Bases 10 to 1899 code for a protein of 629 amino acids. Gene Ontology annotation, molecular function: protein serine/threonine kinase activity; ATP binding; tau-protein kinase activity. Gene Ontology annotation, biological process: intracellular signal transduction; microtubule cytoskeleton organization; protein phosphorylation. The transcript has 7 exons. Gene Ontology annotation, cellular component: cytoplasm. Lineage: Eukaryota; Metazoa; Chordata; Mammalia; Afrosoricida; Chrysochloridae.
CUGCCCUCCAUGGAGUCGUUGGCUUUUUCCCGGCGCCCCUGCCCCACUCCCUCGUCCGUAGAGAUCUCCCGGCCUCUUGCCGACGGGCUCAUCAAGUCGCCCAAGCCCCUGAUGAAGAAGCAGGCAGUGAAGCGUCACCACCACAAGCACAAUCUACGGCACCGUUACGAGUUCCUGGAGACCCUGGGCAAAGGCACCUACGGGAAGGUGAAGAAGGCGCGCGAGAGCUCGGGGCGCCUGGUGGCCAUCAAGUCCAUCCGGAAAGAUAAAAUCAAAGAUGAGCAAGACCUGAUGCAUAUACGGCGGGAGAUUGAGAUCAUGUCUUCACUCAACCACCCCCAUAUCAUUUCCAUCCAUGAAGUGUUUGAGAACAGCAGCAAGAUUGUGAUUGUCAUGGAGUUUGCAAGCCGUGGUGACCUGUACGACUACAUCAGUGAGCGACAGCGUCUCAGCGAGCGCGACGCCCGCCACUUUUUCCGGCAGAUUGUCUCCGCAGUGUCCUACUGCCACCAAAAUGGGGUUGUCCACCGAGAUCUCAAACUGGAGAACAUCCUACUGGAUGCCAAUGGAAAUAUCAAGAUUGCUGACUUUGGCCUUUCCAAUCAAUACCACCAAGAUAAGUUCCUGCAGACGUUCUGUGGGAGUCCCCUCUAUGCCUCACCUGAGAUUGUCAAUGGGAAGCCCUACAUGGGCCCAGAGGUGGACAGCUGGUCCCUGGGUGUUCUUCUCUACAUCUUGGUGCAUGGCACCAUGCCUUUUGAUGGAAAUGACCAUAAGACACUGGUGAAGCAGAUCAGCAAUGGGGCCUACCGGGAACCACCUAAGCCUUCUGAUGCCUGUGGUCUGAUCCGGUGGCUGUUAAUGGUGAACCCUACUCGGCGAGCUACCCUGGAGGAUGUGGCCAGUCACUGGUGGGUCAACUGGGGCUAUGCCACCCGUGUCGGGGAGCAGGAGGCCCCACAGCAUGAGGGUGGGCAGUCCAGCAGUGACUCAGCCCGGGCCUCCAUGGCCGACUGGCUCCGCCGCUCUUCCCGGCCCCUCCUGGAAAAUGGAGCCAAGAUGUGCAGCUUCUUCAAGCAGCAUGUGCCUGGAGGAGGGGGAGGCCCUCCAGGCCUGGAGCGCCAGCAUUCACUCAAGAAGUCCCGCAAGGAGAAUGACAUGGCCCAGUCUCUCCAGGGGGGCCCACCUGACGGCACUGCCCCUCGCUCUGGGAAGGGUGACCUCAAGCUGCCAAAGGGCAUUCUCAAGAAGAAGCCUUCGAACUCCUCAGAGGAGGCAAAGGAAGAGCCCUGUGAGCUCAGCCCAGUUCCCAGCAGCCCCCAGCAGGCGGCCCUGCUGCAGCCGAGGAAGGGCAUUCUCAAGAAGUCUCGGCAGCGAGAGUCCGGCUACUACUCCUCUCCAGAGCCCAGUGAGUCCGGGGAGCUCUUGGACGCAGGGGACGUGUUUGUGAGUAGUAAGCCUGUGGAGCAGAAGGCCCCCCCUGCCUCAGGCUUGCUCCCCCAUCGCAAGGGCAUCCUCAAGCGCAAUGGCAAGUUCUCCCAUACCGCCUCUGAGCUCACAGCCCCAGCCGCCUUUGGUUCUUUGGACGCACUGGCCUCACCCUGCCCUCCGGCCCGGUCCAGCCGCCCCUCAGGGGCUGUGAGUGAGGACAGCAUCCUGUCCUCCGAGUCCUUUGACCAGCUGGACUUACCUGACCGACUCCCAGAGCACCCCCUGCGAGGCUGUGUGUCUGUGGACAACCUCAUGGGGCUUGAGGAGCCCCCCUCAGAAGAUCCUGGAAGCCGCCUGAGGCACUGGCGGCAAGAUCCUCUGGGGGAUAGCUGCUUUUCCCUGACAGACUGCCAAGAGGUGACGCAGGCCUACCGACAGGCACGCGGGCUCAGCUCUAAGCUCAGCUGA